UUGGACAUGGCUGACAGAUGAAAAGUGCGAUGAGAUGCACCCUACAUGUUCACGCUGUGUGAAGACGAAUAAGAAAUGUGUUGGGUACCGAGAUCAAUCGGAUCUUAUGUUCCGUGACGAGACUACCCGAACCCAGACUAGAUUCCGUCAAUGGGAGACACGCAACCGAGGCUCCGAUUCUACAUCAGCAAGCACCACAUCGCUAUCCCUUUUGCUUGCAAGGGCUUCAAAAUGGAUGUACGAUAAUUGCGUGACCCCGGUUGAUGGACUAUUCCCACCGAUUCAAGAUGUGGUGGUAUGCUACUUCUAUCAUAAUACACUGGGAACUAUAUCGGACAAAGACCCCGUACACUCCCUUCAUUCACAGCUGCCGAAUCUCUACUCCAGAAGCGAUCUGGGCUCUGCCUUACGCUUAGCGACAGAGGCAAUAUCAUACGCUACUUCUACGAAGCUAAUGCAGGAAGCAGCUCUGCUAUCCAGGAAACGGUACAUCCAAGCCAUUAAAGCAAUUGGAAAAGCUAUUCAAGAUCCCCAAGAAAUGGUAAAUGACCAGACAUUAUAUGCCAUUCUUCUUCUUAGUGGCUAUGAGACUAUAUCCCGAGAUCCAGAUACAACACAAUCAUGGGGCGCCCAUGUUGACGGAGCUGCGGCUCUUGUCAAGUUUCGUAGCACCAUUGAAGCGCACUCGCCCCUAUCACGCAGCAUGUUUGGCUUUGUUCGGAAGAGCGUUGUCAUUGGUCAUAUGCAAAUAUGUCGGCCGAUUGAUGAAAUCUUCUGUGCAUCAGAUGUGACCGCAUCCUCAGACAAGAGUCCGGAAGAUCAACUCAUGGCAAUGGCGGCCAAGAUACCCAACCUCCAGUACCGGAGCAACUGCCUGUUCACUCAAACGCAGGACGCUCGCACAGGCGACGUUGAGGAUCUGUUUUAUCGUGCUAGGGCUCUAGAUCGUGAGAUAGCAGAUUGGGCACGCACUCUUCCCACGACCUGGUCCUACUCCGCUGCUGUGAAUAUCGAUAACAUGACAAACUCAAAAUUCACCCCAUGUCAGAUCCAUAGAUACCCUGAUUUCUACAUUGCUCGCGUUUGGAAUUUCUAUCGUGUGUCACGGCUUAUUUUGCAGUCAGUACUCCUCCGUGCAACGUCCUGGAUGUCUAUCUCAACGGACCUGAACGAAUUCAGCGACGAGAGAAAACCCGAGGGAAGCAGUAUAGAGUUAGUAAACGACAUAUGCGCAAGCGUCCCUUUUCUCCUGGGGCACGACUUAUCAAAGAUGAAGGUUGUUGCCAAAGGCGGAAGGAUAAAGCAGGAGAGAACGAGCGGGUCCAGGGUCAAAAAAAGCGGCUCAACACAUACGGGAAGAUUUUCGCUGAUUUGGCCCCUCUAUGUUGCGUGUAGCGCUUCGUCAGUACCAGAAGCUCAAAGAGACUGGAUGCAUAUGCAACUACGGCUUCUGGCGGAGCACGGUGAGACUGAAGCACAUUUUGCAUGUUUCAAGAAGAGCCAGAUACUCUUGGGCGGGGCCGACGAUGUUCGAUUUGACUGUGUGUAA
Molecule: messenger RNA, 1549 nt
Organism: Fusarium venenatum
Lineage: Eukaryota; Fungi; Ascomycota; Sordariomycetes; Hypocreales; Nectriaceae
Product: C6 zinc finger protein
Biological process (GO): regulation of DNA-templated transcription
Molecular function (GO): zinc ion binding; DNA-binding transcription factor activity, RNA polymerase II-specific
Source: RefSeq, a predicted model, not a curated record